This is a messenger RNA of Hyphopichia burtonii NRRL Y-1933, 1026 nucleotides long. RefSeq lists its product as uncharacterized. Gene Ontology annotation, molecular function: protein disulfide isomerase activity. The transcript has a single exon. Gene Ontology annotation, cellular component: endoplasmic reticulum. Gene Ontology annotation, biological process: protein folding. NCBI's taxonomy places the organism in Eukaryota, Fungi, Ascomycota, Pichiomycetes, Serinales, Debaryomycetaceae. The annotation marks the transcript as partial. The record is from RefSeq and is a predicted model, not a curated record.
AAUGUCGUGCAAGUCAACGAUAAAAACUUCAAGCUGGAAGUAGUGGAGUCAGGAAAGUACUGUUUGGUGGAAUUCUAUGCCGAUUGGUGUAGGCAUUGUACUAAAUUGUCACCAAUCUACGAAGAGUUGGCCGAUUUAUACGCUGGGGUUGAAGAGGUAUCGGUUAUGAAGAUCAAUGGAGAUAAGGAUGGGAAACGAAUGGUGAAGAAAUAUGAUAUUCCUGGCUUCCCAAUGAUACGAAUGUUUCACGGAGAAGAAGUUAUUGAUUAUGAAGGAUCAAGAGAUUUAGAAAGUUUGAGUAAUUUCAUCCAACAAGUGAGUGGAGUUAGAUUAGAAACUAAACCUUAUAUCAGCAGUAUUAAGAAAUUACACGAUUUGAAUUUCCAAAGCGAAGUCCUUGAUAAUAAAGUACCAAGUUUUAUUUAUUUUACUAAAGAGAAAAAUUGUGUUAAAUGUACUAAAAGUGAUUUAAUAUUUGAAAAAUUAUCAAAUGUUUACGCUAAUGAUAAUUCUAGUAUUCAAUUUGGGAAAGUUCUCGUUGAUGAAUCACCUAGUGAAAAAUUGAUUAAGCAAUUUGGAAUUUACAAGUAUCCACAAUUAUUUAUAUUUGAUUCUAAUAGAAUAGUUGAUGGAUAUCGUAGACCUGAACUAUAUGAAGGGAAUUUCGAUAUCGAAAGUAUAAUCGGAUACUUGAAUAAAAAUUUUGCAUUACAUCGAGAUAAAAAGGGCAGGUUAUUACCAAGUGCCGGUAGAAUUGAAAUAAUCGAUGAAUAUCUUGAACGAAAUUAUAGCGGCAGUAGUAGUAUUGAUUUCUUACAAAAUUUCAAUAAUAUAAUUGAUAAAAGGGUUACCAAUGAUAAAAUGAUUAUUUAUUAUAAAAAAUUGAUCAAUAAGAUAAUGAACGGAGAAGAAAUAUAUUUUGAAAAAGAAUUAGAAAGAUUACAAAGAAUGCUUGGGAACAGUUCUAAUUUAAAAUCAACAAGCAUUGACUCAAUUGAAAAAAGAAUUAACGUAUUAAAAUUUUUC